AUGGACGUUUUCAAAGCAAUGUGGCGCCCCAGAGGCAACAUCUCGAUACCUACGUAUAAACAGGGAGACCAAGAAGAUGGAGCAGACUUGCAGGUCAAGUCGUUGUUCUACAUGUUUCGCCGGUUGCGCAUUGCCAACAACACCUACAUGCCUGGAUCAUCGCUGAAGCAGCUUGUGGAGCCAAUUCCGGAGCUCUCUGACGAGGAUCUCGCGAAUUUGGAUAAAAUGUAUAAUUUGGCUGGAUUUGAGCACGUGCUUUUGCAUGACCCCCAUCGUGUUCUCGUGGAUUGGGUCAAGAAUAGAUUCCGUUGUCUCUUGCUACUUUCGCAUAUGCCUCAAAUGGAUCUCCCCAAGUUCCCUGACCAGGGAUUCCGGUUUGCUGUGCUACCUCCGGACGCUAGCACCGACGAGUAUAUUCGCACUUUGACAGAGUCGGAUAUCUACCGUGAGCACCCUCUUACGCCGGCUGUUCGUCGAUCUGUUGCUGAGAGUGUGCUCAAAAAGCAUAACAAACGUGAUUUGAACAGCCGAGCACAGAUCAUUCAGGAAUACCUGUGGGGUCUGGGAGUCGAGAUCCAGGUGGCGCGCUUGUACAAGGCAUCACUGAAGGCGGCCGGCAUUAGUUCCCCAAUCGCAUCACCCACCGCCUCGCCAACGGCUUCGCCGAUGGGCUCUCCAACGUUGUCGUCGCUGUCGUUACCGCCUGGAUCCCCUACUGCGGUGCCAAGAUCGCCAGCUGCGCGAUCGCCGUCUCCGAUUCGAAUCAAGGCGACACCCAAAGUAGCCCCGCCACUAAGCCCACGAGGACGAGCAGUGCCUGCCCCGUCAUCUCCUAUUCAACGGCUGCGGACGCCGUCGCCGUCCAAAUCACCCACCCGCAUUCGACUCUCCCCUACUCAGCCCUCUGCAGCGCCGGCAUCACCCACACUGAGAGUGCGACAGUCGGUGAACAAUCUGAAGUCUCCGCCAAAGCUCAGCAAGCCUGAAGGCGCAGUGGACUCUACGCAUCGCCAGCAAAUUCUCAAACAGGCUCGCCAAGCCGUGUUUGCCCGCAUGGACAAAGAAAAGAGCGUUGUAGCAUUGGAGUGCUCUUGUUAG
This is a messenger RNA of Wickerhamiella sorbophila, 1098 nucleotides long. RefSeq lists its product as hypothetical. Bases 1 to 1098 code for a protein of 365 amino acids. The record is from RefSeq and is a predicted model, not a curated record. NCBI's taxonomy places the organism in Eukaryota, Fungi, Ascomycota, Dipodascomycetes, Dipodascales, Trichomonascaceae. The transcript has a single exon.